CUGAACAGUUAGCAAGUCUAGCAUGGCUAAUAGCUGGCGCUCAGGUUUGAUAUGUUUGUAGACUAUAUAUUAGUUCAAGACUAGUACUUCUCUUCUGUUUUCAAUCCUUUUCUUCUCUGUUAUCAUUGUCUUCCUAAAAUGUCGCCCAGGCUACCUGCCCAGUCUGCCACUCCGGCCGAGGUCCGCAGCUAUAUAGCUCGAACACUGAAAUUCAAGCACAGUGCCACCUGGGAAUUUGCCAGUCAAAAGGCUGAGCUCUGGGAGAUUGGACGAGGCUCUGAGCUGUGUGCUUCUAAACGAGAGUCCUUGGAAAAACUUUUUGGAGUGAAUGUGGGCUUGUGUCUUUUUCAAGGCAUCCGUGAGGAUGAGGACGAAGAUUGGCAGGAAUCGAAAAUCGGAACUUAUAGCCUUUGGUUUGUAAAAGCCAGCCAGGUCGUGGACACCGCGCUUUUUUUCGUGGAUUAUGUACCACAAGCGAAUGAAUUUCUUCCUCAGAUCACAUUCAUCUCUCAUCUAGCAUUAGGGGUUUCCAGCAUCAACUAUGUCUGCCGACGACCGAAGCUUGACAACUAUAUGAUGUUGUUCAGCGGACUAAUGAGGCUGUUCAUCAGCUUUACAAAUUAUCCCAAGGACUCUGGCUCGGAGAUUGUCAUGACAUUCUUUGCCCUAUUUGCAUUUGCUUUUUCUUGGACGUAAUUACGCGAAGCUCAAUUAAUGUAUAUUUCUUAUCUGCAUUUAAUUCAAUAUAGCCCUAUAUAAUUCUAUCAAUGAAAGCUCGAUGUUCAUAUGGC
Penicilliopsis zonata CBS 506.65 is the source of this 791-nucleotide messenger RNA. RefSeq lists its product as hypothetical. NCBI's taxonomy places the organism in Eukaryota, Fungi, Ascomycota, Eurotiomycetes, Eurotiales, Aspergillaceae. The transcript has 3 exons. The record is from RefSeq and is a predicted model, not a curated record. The coding region runs from base 139 to 696 and encodes 185 amino acids.